AGGACCAAGAUAAUAUAGUAGGAAUCAUGAUCUCCCUAUACUCUGUUAUAUUCACACUGGUGCUGUUCUCUGAGUUUAACACCAGCUCGGCCGUCUUUGCUGUACAGACAGGCAAGCCGGACGAGGGUAGGACAGAGCAGGAGAGCCUGCGAUCGAUACUAGGCGAAGACAUGAUGAGCGACAACGCUCUGGCUGCCCCGAGGUUCAGACGGGACCUCAUCCUGGACAACGGACUGGACGACAGCAACACAAAGAUCAUCAUUCUUUCAGACAUUGGACUGAAAGGGCACACCAGACGUGGCAUGAACACAGCUUUCUCCCGAGCCCUUCCUUUCCUCCCCGACCGAGCCACAGAUCACUCUCCUGCUGAAUAUAGCCUGAAAGUAGAGCGCAGGGAGGCCGACCUUGAGAUGCUGCGAUGCAUGAUCGGACGAGUGUAUCGACCCUGUUCGCAAGCAUAAGAGUGUGGUGGAUCCUACACUGCUGUCCUGCCGUCGGUCA
Oncorhynchus masou masou (cherry salmon) is the source of this 501-nucleotide messenger RNA. It is a transcript of the gene pmch, whose product is annotated as pro-melanin-concentrating hormone. Bases 27 to 461 code for a protein of 144 amino acids. NCBI's taxonomy places the organism in Eukaryota, Metazoa, Chordata, Actinopteri, Salmoniformes, Salmonidae. The transcript is spliced from 3 exons. Gene Ontology annotation, molecular function: melanin-concentrating hormone activity; type 1 melanin-concentrating hormone receptor binding. Gene Ontology annotation, biological process: chemical synaptic transmission; behavior. The record is from RefSeq and is a predicted model, not a curated record.